GAUCACAUCGUUUUGACUGGGAUACAGUGUUCUGGUGCUUGAUGUCAAACUCUAGUUCGAAUCCAGGUGAAUUUCUCAAACAUGACAUCAAAUAAAGUGCCGCCGGAUGGUGGAUAUGGGUGGAUUGUCGUGAUCGGUUGUGCUGUUAUAAACGUGUUCAACCAAUCCCUCAUAUCCGUGUUUGGCUUAAUGUUCGGAGAUUAUUUAACUGCGCUAGGAGCGGAUGCGUUUGGAGCGGCACUGGUCAUGAAUGUGUGCAAUAUAUCCCUCAACUUCUCAGGUCUAAUCACUGGACCAAUCAUAAAAAAAUUAAAAACGAGAAAAGCAUCUAUCCUGGGAAGCUUACUCACUGGAGCUGCUUUAACAGCUUGCGCAUAUGCAACACAGAUGUGGCAAAUCUUACUGUCGUAUGGCGUAGCGUUCGGAUUCGGUUUGGGGCUGAUUCAGUCAUCCACUUUUGUGGCAGUAAACUCUUAUUUUCGGAACAAUAAGGGAAAAGCGGUGGGAUUAGCCUUGGCUGGUACGGGACUUGGGCAAAUACUAAUGCCAUUGCUGGUUCAAUUUUUACUGGAUAUUUUUAGCUUCCGGGGAACAACGUUGAUCAUCGGUGGAUUAGCAUUCAAUGGACUAGUUGGCGCAGCUCUGUUACAACCUGUCGAAUGGCACAUGCGGAUCGAGACAGACGAAGAAGCUUCGAAUGAAAGGAUUCCUCUUUUGGACAGUGCUAACAAUUCAUCGAACACAUCGAAAAAGUCCGAUAGUGGAUGGUCCAAGCUAGCUGCAUUGAUGGACGUGGCCAUACUGAAACGGGUAUCGUUUCUCAAUUUGAUUAUUGGGCUGGGCCUGGCAUAUACGGCGUCAACAAACUUCUCGUUAUUCUUUCCCUAUUUUCUACAGAAAACAGCAAACCUCGACAUGUUUCAAGCAGCGAACUGCAUGUCCAUUCUGUCGACGACCGAUCUGCUCACUCGUAUCACAGUUCCGGCCUUUGUCGAUAAGAUGAAGUUCUCGCACAGAACUACGUUCCUCAUGGCUGGGCUGUGCCUCGUCAUUGCGCGGUCGAUCAUGGCCGAAAUGCGAAAUCUCAUCGCACUGAUGAUAACCUCCGCUUUCUAUGGAAUCUUCCGAUCGAUUACGAUUGUGAACCAAAAUCUUACAAUCGCUGAAUAUUGCUGCGAAAAAGGCUUGCAAUCGAUGCUACCCAAUGCAUUGGGUUUCAACAUGAUUGCCAAAGGUAUUUUAGUUUUAAGCUUAGGACAGCUUCUCGGGUGGUUUGUGGAUUAUACCGGAAGUUACUCGCUGAAUUUGCAUGCGCAAAAUUUGCUACUGAUAUCGACAUGCAUUUUGUGGCUUUGUGAGUUGUAUUUCAAGUACAAGGAUUAGGAAAUUUUAAAAGCAAACCCGUUCUACGCAAGUUCCAAGAAA
Molecule: messenger RNA, 1425 nt
Organism: Ochlerotatus camptorhynchus
Lineage: Eukaryota; Metazoa; Arthropoda; Insecta; Diptera; Culicidae
Product: monocarboxylate transporter 12-B
Exons: 5
Coding region: 82-1383 (433 amino acids)
Biological process (GO): transmembrane transport
Cellular component (GO): membrane
Molecular function (GO): monocarboxylic acid transmembrane transporter activity
Source: RefSeq, a predicted model, not a curated record